AUGCAGUGUUAUAUACCAUUAGAAAGGUCUAUAUCCAUUCGAGAUAUUCCUGCCCUAAGGGCUUCGCACCAGUCGAGACAGUUUGUCAUUUUUGAUGAAGAACUUCAAUUGGUACUGCACUCUGAAAAUGAGGCAGAGGCAAUUCCAUACAAGUGCUCUAUUUGGAUCAAUGAUGCUAAAGUACAUGAAUCUCAAGGUACUGAUGCAUUCGAGAAGUUUGAUAAGGAAUCUUGUACUUGGAAGCUGAAAUCUAAUAUUUGUUCGCAAGGUAUAUUUAGGUCAAGUGUUGUCAUGAAUAAUGGGUAUAAUAACCAUAUUAAAGUUUGCAUUCAAUACGUUGAAAAGGCUCCGACACAGUUGAACGCAGAUUCAAACCACAUACUCAUAAACGAAAGCAAUGAGGAAUACGAGGACUUUCUACCUAGCUUUGAACCACUUCCAGCUAAGCCUCUCCCUAUACUACAUCAGACUGCCGCGAGCGAAGAUACGAGUACAUCAGACAGCGUUUCUAACAUGAAAGCAAUAACACUGAAGUAUCCCAUAUACUCAAUGUUGAACAUGAGAUUAAGGAAUGUAUUGCAAAAAUUUGCGAGCUGCAUAAUUUCUUCUCUAGAUUUUCAGACAUCAAAAGGAUCACUUAAGUUUGCUGAGAAAUUUUUGAAUUCAGAUAAGAAAAGUCAAAGCUUUCGCAUCCAUUUCGAUGAGGUGAAGUAUGAACUGGUUGACAGAGACUCCCAUAUACAGUUAGACCCAAUUUGCCCUUUCACUAUCCCAUUUAUAGCAGAUUCACAUGAUGGGUACAGCAUUAGCUAUAAAUUACCACUCCCUGGUGGCAAUAAUAAUAUAGCAACAAACCGUGCCAAAAUCACCCUGCGAUAUAAAGUUGUGAGUACAGCUCCGCAACUGAGCUUCUCAAUUCCCGUUUUAACAUCCUGGGACACCGAUGUUACAUUAAAAAGACCAAUGAGCAACUCAUUGGUUUCACAAGCAUCCUCGAACAUAUCAACGCCACGGCUUUACGGAGUAUCCCCUCGAGUUGACCUCAUGGGAUCAGCAAGCUCGCUGGUCAAUAGCAAGCUUAACAAUGUCAAAUUCAAGUUCACCAAUAAUAAAAUAACUGCAAUCAAGGGUGUAAAAUUCACUUUAACUCUGCAAAUUAUCAAUUCAUCUUCAGCUCCCUUAGAUUUAGUUGUCUAUUACAAUAACAAAUUAUCCCCACCUAAUCAGCAGUUUGCAUCCAUGCCACUGGAAAAACAGUACCAAUUAUAUAAGAAAUACUAUAAGAUUACAGAGGGAAUAAUAUUACUGUCAAAUGAUUUCAAGGUGCCCAUAGUGGAUACCAACGAAACCUACUCUAUUGACCUAAGCUUUGUCGGGAUAAUGUCUGGCUAUUAUGCAACAUUACCAGGCCUUAAAAUGGUCGAUCUUCAGACCAACGAAUUAAUAGAGAUAGGGAUGGGUGCCUCAGUUCUAAUCAGAUGA
Messenger RNA from Zygotorulaspora mrakii, 1482 nucleotides. RefSeq names its product Trs65p (gene TRS65). The record is from RefSeq and is a predicted model, not a curated record. Gene Ontology annotation, cellular component: trans-Golgi network; TRAPPII protein complex. NCBI's taxonomy places the organism in Eukaryota, Fungi, Ascomycota, Saccharomycetes, Saccharomycetales, Saccharomycetaceae. The transcript has a single exon. Gene Ontology annotation, biological process: intra-Golgi vesicle-mediated transport. The coding region runs from base 1 to 1482 and encodes 493 amino acids.